Macrosiphum euphorbiae (potato aphid) is the source of this 261-nucleotide messenger RNA. NCBI's taxonomy places the organism in Eukaryota, Metazoa, Arthropoda, Insecta, Hemiptera, Aphididae. The record is from the annotation of a GenBank genome assembly.
AUGAACAACUUUUCUACUGCAAAACUUGCGGAUUAUUUCAAUCAGAAUGAACUACCUCGAUUGCCAAUUUUAAACUAUCCAUGUCAUACACAAAGCGUUGAGUGUAUUGUUCAAGAAGUUGGCAAAGCUUCUAAGAUGGCUUGCGGAUUUGAAGCACGAGAUGGCCUAGUUCUGAGUAAAAUAAGUCAUGGGAAACUCAUGCCCAGUCUUCGCACUAAGGCAGAUUACAAGAUUUCCAUAGAAGAAAAAUCCAUUGUGUAA